CGUGAAGUGAUGCAACGGAUCUUGGGGUGACCUUUCAACUUCUUUGUGCUGACAUCUUGCGCCAUCACUUCUGCCAAUGUUUGCCCGCCGUCGCAUCACCUAUGGACGUGAGCACAUUCGAGGAUUGAUACCAUGUGGUGUUUCUUGCGCUCUAACCCCUCUUCACUUUCACCGACUGCACCUAUGGUGAGUGAAGCGCGUACACAUACUACAAGUAUUACUGAAGUAUUCCUUGAGUUUUCCUGCUCCCUUCAUGUCUGCUGCUCGUACUUCGACAUAUUGACUUCAGAACACGACACACAUGUGCUAAUCACUGCGGCCUCCGAUGGCACCGAAUGUCACUCCGCUGCUAAAGCGCAAACGACGUUCAUGUGCAGCUAGCUGCAGCGGCGUUCUCUCGCAGCAGGCACGAAACAAUGAUCAUUCAGCUACUGACGUAGCUCGAGUUAGCGGUAUUACGCGCUCACACUCUCCCAGUGUCGUAAUCAGGCGGGUGAGGAGCAGUUCUGAAUCUAUACCACCCGGCGCAACAAGCUCUGCGAUUCAUAUCACGACCAAGGGCGCAAAGCGCCAGAAACUGAGCCAUGUAGUCGUCCCUAGACCUGCAUAUCCGCAUUCGGCUUUUGGCCUUUCGAACGCCACUGCACCGCUACGCAGUGAGUUCGAAGCUAUCUACGCAUUGAAACAGGAGUAUAGCCAUCUCCACGCUGAUAAGCCGAACCGCCCGGCAUACACCUAUUUUACUUUGAACGACUUCAGUGUCUAUCGACCGUACUACAGGCUGUCGAGCAAUCGUUAUGAUGGAGAACUGGUCACCCUUGACCGCCUCCAGAACCGGAAAGGCUGCAAUACUUUCCUGGUCGAUGGCGUGCUUGCAUGCGGUAAACUGAAGGUCUGCGUCAAAGCCGUUCCGAUCAGUAUCCUGACGGUUGAUGGUUACGGAAACACGGACACUUUCAGCUUGAGCGGCAAGAUCUGUGUACAGAGCGCGACCGCUGCUGAGUGCGAUGUGUGGUAUCAGUUCGGCACGCCGUCUCCUGAGUAUCGAAGGUUCUUUUCACCUUUCCUAUGGCUUGCGCAUUUCACCAAGUCCUUCGUGGAGUACCUUACGGAGACGGAGAAUGUAACGUUGGCGCAUUUUGCUGCCGAUAUGCAGUUCGUGCAGUGGCUGCAAUACACGUACGGCGGCGAUUCAGACUGGUUGCAAUGGCAACAAAUGGCCAAUCUGAGCGAUUAUAGGACUACGGUUGCUGCUAACGUCGGCUUUCUGUUCAAGGAGUGCUGGAGCGUUCACAACCCUGCUCCUGGAAGCCCAUUCAACAUUCGCAACCAGCCGGUUUGGGGCGAAGUCGAUCCGAUGAAUCUCAAGGCAAUCCCGCAGCAACCGAACAAAGAAACGGCAACGAUAGUCACACCCUAUGCGUACAGAUGCUUUCGACAUAUGUACUUCGGACAGCAACUCAAACAGAUGUCUAUCAGAGAUAACGCCGUCAAUGCACAAGUCACGGAGCGCAAACGUGCAUUGGGCUUGACCGUCGCAACUGGUGUUACACCUUAUGAAACGGGCAUGCGUACACCUGAAAGUAUGCCAAGUACGCCUCCCUCUGCCAGCCCCCUGGAGGUCAACGCGGGCGAUGUGGUGUCUGUGGAGGCUGACAAAAACGGACCGUGGAGGUCGUGCGACACUGUCUGGUAUGCCUAUAUCAUGGAUGUUCGUUUGAACCGACGGAAGGAGCAGGUUCUUGACGUACUAUGGCUAUACGAACCACAGCAUACGACAUUGGGCGCAGCAUACUAUCCCUUUGCUAACGAACUGUUUCUGUCGGACAACUGCAGCUGUGGGCAUAAUGCAAUUGCAAUCGACGCUGUUAUUAGCAAGGUCGAUGUAAAAUGGCACAUCAAAGAUCCCGUGGGUGUUGCUGUUUUCUUUGCCCGUCGAAAGUUCUGUACUAUUCAUGAAGAAGAUAGUUACAGCUUUGAAACGCUGAAAGACUCCGACUUCGUCUGCAACUGCAGUGAGCGCCAGCGGAUCUGGGACGAUUGCAUUCGACAGUUCGCCGUCUCCGACUGCGUGCUUGUCCUUGUUGACGAAGAGGAGUUCAACGCAUACGGGCGGGCAAAGAAGUCUUGGCUCGAACCCGCAAGAGUCGUGGCGUUCAACAACCUCCAGCAACGAGUAGUUUUGCAGCUGUUCCAGCGCAAGAAUCGGCUUGAUCUUGCUGCUAGAGCUAAUGAACUGUUGGUCAGCCCGGAAAUGAUCGACGUACCGUCGUCAAGGCUCAUCCGGAAAUGCAAUGUCCGUGAAUUCGAACCUAGCGACAUCAGGAACGGCCGCCUUCCGGUACCAUACGAUCAAAACGGCGCUGCUGAUUGUUAUUACAUCGCCAAGAGCAGUAGUGGUCAUGAAAAGGAUGGAGUUCCUGAACGAAUUUCGAAGCCAGGCAGCGCCCGGGAGCUGUUCACUCAACAGGAUAGUAAGCAAUGCAACCCGACACACAAGCUGCGCGGUAUGGGCAUCUUCUGUGGUGGUGGCAACCUCGACCGAGGCCUAGAGGACGGCGGCGCUGUCGUCUUCGACUACGCAAUCGAUUGGGCGGAGCAUGCCCUACACAGCUACAGAGCUAAUUCUCGCAACCCGAACGCCCGAUAUUUUCUUGGCUCUGUGAACGACUAUCUUGCGGCUGCUUUGGACGGUGCAGGGGAUGCUAGCAUCGCGGCAGUUGGCGCUGUCGAGGUGCUCGGAGCUGGCAGCCCUUGCCCGGGGUUCUCUAAUCUCCAACUGAACAAAUUUAGUGACGAGUCGUUGCGUAACGCCUCUAUGGUCGCAGCGGUGAUCGCUUAUGUCGACUUCUACAGCCCGAAGUACUUCCUCCUAGAAAACGUUGUAAAUAUGACAAGGGGCUUAGGACCAGACAAAACGGAAAACGUCUUCUCUCAGGUUCUUGCAGCAUUAGUCGGUCUCGGGUACCAAGUGCAGCAAUUCUUGAUGGACGCAUGGUCGUACGGGAGUCCGCAGCAACGAACCCGAGUGUUCAUUGUCGCAACAGCGCCAGGACUUGACAUUCUGCCGGUGCCCGUGCAUACGCAUGACCAUCCUAGCAAUAUGGGCUUUCGCGAGCGAGCUCUCGGCCGCUCGAGUAAUGGUCUACCAUUUGGCCAGCGCCGCAAUGACUGGACGCCUUUUCCGCAUGUGUCCAUUUCCGACGCUUGUAGCGAUCUGCCGGAAAUCACAGAUUCGCAGCCACAGCUAUGUCCGUCGUUUCCAGACCACAGGACCUCGAGCGAGGAAGGUGCUGACAGCCGAUCGCGUAUCGCCCUCAUUCCUUUACGCCCUUACGGGAUGGGGCUUGUCAAGGCAGUGCAGCAAGGACUAAUAACAGGCGGGGAGCCAUUAGACUACUACAACCGACUCGGCAAGCAUCAAGCGAAGAAGAACAGCACGACUUACGCGCGCGUUCGCCGAGACGGACUAAUGCCCACACUUACUACAGUGUUGAGAAUCGGAGACGGCAUCGCCGGGAGAACUAUCCAUUGGCGAGAACACCGGAAUGUGACUGUACAGGAAUGUAAGCGCGCCCAAGGGUACUGGGAUGAAGAAGUGCUCGUUGGCUCUCCUGCCCAACAGAUGAAAAUCAUCGGCAACAGCGUCGACCGUAAAGUCUCACUUGCGCUCGGUGUAGCGCUGAAAGAAGCG
This is a messenger RNA of Baudoinia panamericana UAMH 10762, 3694 nucleotides long. RefSeq lists its product as uncharacterized. Gene Ontology annotation, cellular component: nucleus. The record is from RefSeq and is a predicted model, not a curated record. The transcript is spliced from 2 exons. Lineage: Eukaryota; Fungi; Ascomycota; Dothideomycetes; Mycosphaerellales; Teratosphaeriaceae. The annotation marks the transcript as partial. Gene Ontology annotation, molecular function: chromatin binding; methyltransferase activity.